Messenger RNA from Vigna angularis (adzuki bean), 599 nucleotides. Its product is annotated as mitochondrial import inner membrane translocase subunit TIM10. The record is from RefSeq and is a predicted model, not a curated record. The transcript has 6 exons. Gene Ontology annotation, cellular component: mitochondrial inner membrane. The coding region runs from base 148 to 402 and encodes 84 amino acids. NCBI's taxonomy places the organism in Eukaryota, Viridiplantae, Streptophyta, Magnoliopsida, Fabales, Fabaceae. Gene Ontology annotation, biological process: protein insertion into mitochondrial inner membrane.
ACUUUUGCCUCCUUUAGGAAUUUUCUAUCCUGAAACCUAGUUCCUUCAAUCGCUAGUGCCGCCGUUUGAGUCUUUGUGUAGCUUCGAAAUUUCUCUCAACGAUCCAACAAUUCAACUGCACUGCAUUUGUGAAUUCAUAUCGCUAAAAUGGCUGCCAACAUGUCACCGGCUGGUCUAGAUAAAGAGCAGAUAUUUGGAAUAGCUGAAAAGGAGAUGGAAUAUAGGGUCGAACUAUUCAACAAUAUCACCCACACCUGUUUCAAUAAAUGCGUUGACAAUAGGUACAAGGAAUCUGAGCUAAAUAUGGGUGAAAAUGGUUGCAUUGACCGCUGCGUUUCAAAAUACUGGCAGGUGACUAAUCUAAUUGGUCAGCUGCUUGGUUCUGGUAAGCCUCCGAUGUAAUGCAAAAGUACGGUUAUCUUUCCAGUUAGCUACAUCUACCAUAGUAAUAGUUGCUUCCAAGGAAGCGUUAAUUUAAUACCUUGUAAGAUCUUUAUUUUUGUUCAUGACUAUUCUGAGGUCAAUUUUGUCAAGAGAUGAAUUGAUGAUUAGAGCUUUUGAGGUUGUUAAUGGUGAACAAUAAAAGUAAUUUUAGUCAA